UUACUUUGACAUUCUUUGUUCACUGUUCAGUUCAGCAACUGUACUGGCUUCUGGUUUUGUAUUUUUGUUCGUUAUUACUUGAAUUUAAUACACUGUUUCCAAAAAGCGAAUCCGUAGGAUUUUAACAAGUUAAUAUCACCUACUCGUGUCGUUGCAAGUAAAACUGUUGAGGAUUUUGAGAUUUAUAGGAUUAUUAAAAAUGCCCGCUGAAACACACCCAAUCCUAAAAUUCACACGUCUGAGUGAACAUGCUUUCGCUCCUGUACGUGGUUCCGAGAAGGCUGCUGGUUUCGAUCUGAAGAGUGCUUAUGACUAUGUAGUUCCUGCUCGUGGCAAAGAAGUAGUGAAGACUGAUUUGCAGCUUGAACUGCCCUCAGGAUGUUAUGGCAGAGUGGCCCCUCGCUCUGGCCUGGCGGUAAAAAACUUCAUUGAUGUUGGAGCUGGGGUGAUCGACGAAGACUAUAGAGGAAAUGUUGGAGUAGUGCUCUUUAAUCAUUCCGACCAAGAUUUUAAGGUGACUAAAGGUGAUCGAAUUGCACAGUUGAUUUGUGAAAGGGUUUACUAUCCAGAUCUUGUUGAAGUUGGGAGUUUGUCAGAAACAAAGCGAGCCGAUGGAGGAUUUGGUUCUACAGGAACUCAAUAAAAUGAUAAACUUAAAUUUCUUUUUGUGAUACUUCUUUUUAAUGUUAAAAUUAUAGAUAUGUAAGGCAUUACAUUUAAUGCAUAAAA
Messenger RNA from Cydia pomonella (codling moth), 729 nucleotides. It is a transcript of the gene dUTPase, whose product is annotated as deoxyuridine 5'-triphosphate nucleotidohydrolase. NCBI's taxonomy places the organism in Eukaryota, Metazoa, Arthropoda, Insecta, Lepidoptera, Tortricidae. Gene Ontology annotation, molecular function: magnesium ion binding; dUTP diphosphatase activity. Gene Ontology annotation, biological process: dUTP catabolic process; dUMP biosynthetic process. The coding region runs from base 200 to 643 and encodes 147 amino acids. The transcript is spliced from 3 exons. The record is from RefSeq and is a predicted model, not a curated record.